GCCUAGCUAGAGACGACAAGGAGUCGGUGAGCUAGUGAGCUAGUGAGCGUUACACUGUGAGGUGCGGGCGGUCUUCUGUACAGUACGUAGUGAACCGUGGUGUCGAGCAGAAUCACUUCAGUGCCAUACAUACACCGAAACAUGAUGUAUUGCGGAACCAGUCUGAGUUUACUGACACUGGCAGUUCUGUUUGCCGCCACCACUCCCGAGCCGGUCCCACAGUAUUACCCUUUGCCGUUCGCCGGGCAGCCUGCCUACAAUCCUCCCCCAGACCCCGUGUAUAGUGGUACCCAUCAAUGGCAGCAGACCCUUCAGAACAACUUCUCCAGCGCUAAUUUCCUGGACCCACUCACUGCUUCUGCAGCCGAACAACUUCCGAAGAACGAAAUUCCCCGGCAGCUCUACGGAGUGCCCCCUCCACCCAACACUCAGUUUUCACAAUACCCUCAGAUAUACAAGCUGGACAACAUCAUCAUCAUAGCAAACCCACCGCAGCCGCAACCCUGCAUUCCCCAGCGACCGCCACCAAACUUUCCUAAGCCUAAGCCCGGCGGCGGCUCUGAGGACGGCGUCGACGACCGCGGCGGUCAAUUUGAUGAGGAGGGACCGAGCAAAUGCACCUGGGCGAUAGUCGCGUGCUGCUCUCCUGGUAACAGGAAUGUCCGUUAUAACUGCUUCGAGUUGCUGGGAUGUCCCGGAUUCUUUUUCGAUAACAGUCCUUGUGACCCUGAGAUCGUAAUGGCAGCAGCUAACGCCGCUCUGGAGUACUACAGAAAGGCCAAUAAUGGAACGACAGAUAACAACCGAGUAUAAGUUAUUUCCGAACAAGUAAUCUGAAUCAUAGCAAUUUUAAAGUUAUAUGCAAACAUCUGAAAAGAAUUUUAUUAGAAUCAAAUACUUGUAAUUAAUCAAUUACUCCAAGAUGUAGUCAAUGAUCGUACUAUAACCUUUACUUGAUUUUUAACGUUCCUGUAGGUAGAACUGCCAUGUAAAUAUCUAUUUAUUUUACUUAUUACGUGAGAAAGUACCUGUGUGAUUGUAGUUCUUAAUUUAGGUUAAAUAAACUAGUCUUUAAGUCACUAUUAGUACUUCUAUAUAAAACCUUAACCCCAGUGUUAUCAAUAAACACAAGGGCCUAGCUUUAUCUUAGGUUUACCGUUAGAGUUUGUAAAUUUACAGAUUAUUGGAACAAUAUAUAGUUGUGGGUUUGUAUUACAUUACAUAAAUAUUAAUGUCGUUUUCAGCAGUAUUAAAACAUAUUUUGUCAUAUAAACCUGUAUUUAUGUUGAUUAAAUGUGAUUAGUACCAUAUCAUAUAGAACUAUUGACUAUUUUAUAUUUAAAUAAACAUAUAUUAAACUA
Homalodisca vitripennis (glassy-winged sharpshooter) is the source of this 1361-nucleotide messenger RNA. RefSeq lists its product as uncharacterized. Lineage: Eukaryota; Metazoa; Arthropoda; Insecta; Hemiptera; Cicadellidae. The record is from RefSeq and is a predicted model, not a curated record. The transcript is spliced from 2 exons. The coding region runs from base 142 to 813 and encodes 223 amino acids.